This is a messenger RNA of Anopheles coluzzii, 1447 nucleotides long. RefSeq lists its product as uncharacterized. The transcript is spliced from 3 exons. Lineage: Eukaryota; Metazoa; Arthropoda; Insecta; Diptera; Culicidae. The record is from RefSeq and is a predicted model, not a curated record. The coding region runs from base 1 to 1224 and encodes 407 amino acids.
AUGCACCGGCUUUUUACUCUGAUCCUGUGUGUGAUUACUGUCCAGGCGCAGCUCGAUACGUUCGACUACUGCAUCCGUAUGACUCCUUCUCCCGGAUUGCUGCAAUGUGCCGGCCAGCAAGCACUCUCGUCGCUGCAGUUUCUAGAGGAAGCGAACAACUUCACACUCACCAACGGAUUGCUCAUGAUCAAGGACGAGUCGCUUGUCCCAUCUUCACGCAUUAUCCCCAACAUCGUUGACCACGAUCCGCUCGAUUUCAGAUGCCCUGAUUUUGGUUUAUUUCUUUUUUUGCAUUUUUCACACCAUUUCCACGCUUACCUUCAUCAUAAAAAUUCGACACCCUGCAGAGGAAUUCUGGAGAAUGCAGGUGCCGUGAUGGCGCAGCGGCAACUACUCUGGGACAUGGGCAUCAUCUAUCCGGGACUGAAGCUCAAGCUGGGCCCAACCAUUGGUGCAGCCGGGCUGCUGGAAUUUGUGCUCGAUCCGUCCGUGCAGAACGACGAACGGUCGCUGUUCGAAGAAAAAUCGACAGCACGGAUACUAACCAAAAGCUUCGUGGUGCCAUUUCUGCUCGGGCUUAAAUUCAACCUGGCAACACUGCUGCCGCUCGUAUUUGGCGGGCUCAUCCUACUCAGCAAGAAGGCGCUCAUCCUUGGCAAAAUAGCGCUUUUCCUUUCCGGUUUGUUCGGAUACGGGUCAUUUCUAACGCCUGCCCUGUACGGUGGCGGAUACGGUGGUUAUGGGGGAGGUUUUACCGGUGGUCACGGUGCCAUCGGUGGAUUCGGGCUCGGCGCCAAACCCUUCCGUUACAACAACCCUCUCGCCGACAGUCCCGACUUUGACAAUCAUCAACAUCAUCACCAUCAUCAUCACGAUGACUACCACCAUGGUGCUGGAACGUCCCAGGAUUCGCAGACCAGCGGCGGAUACUACAAAAAGAAGGACAAGUUCCUCAAUCUGGAUGAGCGCGUUGAGCCACAAACGGCGUCCUCGCUGGUGGACAAAUUCUACGAGUACGAGAAGCAACAGAUGCUUAAAGACCGAACGGCACGACUGUUUGAACGAAAGUUUUACGAGCGGGAGCAACCUCAUGCAGGUGGUGGAUCCGCUGGUCCCGACUAUCCCUUCGUCACUCCAGACUUGGCAACGGAGCGCAACGAACGUUCACUACCGGACGGUGGUGAUGGAUCUAGCAGGCGGAACUUUGCCUGGAGCGAUCACUAGUGCAGGAAAGUGCAAAUUGACGCGUUCAAAGAAAGCGUACCAAACAUCGUAUGUCUCAGUAUUAAGAGCAUUUUUCUGCUAAAUGCUUUUGAAGCAUUGGCAAGCUGGUGAUGAAUUUACAUAUUAACUAAUUUGCUCCGAGUUUGUAGCAUCGGAGUAAGUCUCUACUGUAUUUUCAUUAUAUGAAAUUUUUACUUUUAUAUUUUCUUUUAAAAUAAAAUUA